UUAAAAACCUUGUUUUUCUUGGUCAGGCCGGAAACUUAUCAAUCCACCCUCGUACACCUCGUGUUAAAUAUCUUCAAAUAAGCCGAUUUCUUACGUUGGUAUUUUGUUAUCGAAUAUAUGCUCGGUAACCCAGUAAAAGAGAUCAUGUUAACAAGAAUUUGAGAAGAUUUUCAUUGAAGUAUGAACUAAGGUUUCGUUUCAUGCUUCAUAAGGCACUAAAGGUACUGACGAUGGAAUGGAUAUAAUUUAGUUAUCAUUUAACGUGAGUUGUUUCAUUCACCAUAUUCACGUUUAACAAAUCUGCAGAGUGUGAUCUUUAUAAAAUCAUUUGCCCAAUAAAAUGACGGGUUAUUAUUAUGAACGGGUAUCUCUAACAGUGAAUGUGUUUUCAAAAUUAAAAGUUGCGUUGAAUGUUCUUCAAAUAGUUUAGCAAUUUGGAUUUUAAAAUUACUGGUGUUAAUUUAAAAGUGAUUAUCAGUGAAUAACAGAACACCCGACUAACUACAUACCAUACUCAGAAGUACUUAUACAUUAUUAUUUUCUGUAACAAGUAAAAAUUUCUAAUUAAAAAAAAAAGAAACAGAUUUUGCUCAAAGUUUUACAAUGAAAUUGCAAAUAUGUAAUAUUUAUUCGAACAGAUUAAAAAAUACGUAUAGUAUCUGUUCAAAAGUGAAAUCCUCUUUAUUAAAAUAAAAUAGUUUUUAAAUUUCUUAUUAAUACCAGUUAACUGUUUGAUAAAUGUCAUUUUUAAAAAGUAUUUCAAUACCUAAAACCUCCAUGUUUUCGACAUCAUACAGUAUAACAGUUGAAAGCAGUUUUACAUCUAAUCAGGGAAAAGUGUUGUCUGCUGUUUCUAAUAUUACCUGCAGUUCCUACUUUCAUGGUAAUUCAAACGCCGUAGAGUUAAAGUUAUGCUACACUGGUCAAAAAUGUUAUAAAAUACCUGACGUCCUCAUUAAAAUGUACGGUCCUAAGGUUAACAGUUUGGAUCUAAGCUUUAACGAACUUCAAACGUUAAGAGGCCUCGAGUUUUUUCCUUCGCUUCAUGAGUUGAUUUUGGAUAAUAAUCAACUCUCUGAUAAUUUAGUUUUACCACCUUUGAAACACUUACAUACAUUAUCACUGAAUAAAAACGAAAUAACGGAUGUUGAACUGCUCGUUGAAAAAAUAUUAAAAAGUGUGCCCAAUCUUACUUAUUUGAGUCUCUUGGGCAACAAGGCUUGUCCAAAUCAAUUGUCAGACUCGGACAAAGAUGAAGAGGAUUAUAAAAGAUAUAGGUAUUUAAUUACAAUAACAAAACAGUUUACAGUUUAUUUACAAGUCCUUCAUGGUAUAAAUGCAGGCCAUAGACAAAUAUUUAUUAAAAAUUAUUUUCAGAACUAGCUGACUCAGUUAUAGCGGAGAUUGUUAUAAUUUAAGUGUAAGCAAAGAUUGUGGUUGUAGCGGACAAGCAAAAUGCAUUCGUCAGUGACGAUUAUGUCUAAGUGCGGCAGUGCUGAUAUACCAACUGCGCCUAGUUUACCUGACUCCCGUGUACCUGCUACCGUGCUGUUAUAGGUAACAGGUACAGAUCCAUAAAUACGAAUACUAUAGACUAUAAAAUUGAAAGUGUCCUCUAGUUUUGGUUUCUUCUUGGAACUUUUGUUUUUUAAAAAGAACUGACAAUCUUUUAAACAAACUUUAUUCCAAAAAAAAAACACCUUUUGACAAUUACUUACUAGCAAUACCCUAUGGGCGGAAGCUAGUCAGACAUAAAAAGUCUUAAAAGUAAAAGUACAGUAAAGGU
Molecule: messenger RNA, 1786 nt
Organism: Agrilus planipennis (emerald ash borer)
Lineage: Eukaryota; Metazoa; Arthropoda; Insecta; Coleoptera; Buprestidae
Product: leucine-rich melanocyte differentiation-associated protein
Exons: 3
Coding region: 739-1383 (214 amino acids)
Biological process (GO): melanocyte differentiation
Molecular function (GO): protein binding
Source: RefSeq, a predicted model, not a curated record